ACUAGUAUUUAUUCGCCAACGUCUUCUCAUUGAUUAUCAGUUCGCUGCUUGAUCUUCUGACGGAAGUUACAUCCAUCUGAAAUUUCAGACUUUCUCUGUCAGGAUAGCUUUCAACCCAUAUCUUCUACGAUUUUAGAGAUUCUUCCUUUUACAAGAAAAAAUGAAGCUGAUACUUGGUUUACUUGUGGUGUUGGUGGCAUCGUUUGUUGGUGCGAUGCCUUUUGGCGAGGAUACAUAUUCGAUGCAGCCUUCGGAAGUGGACGAUGAUGCAGUAAAUACAUGGUUGGAGGAAAUAUUGCAGGAGAACACAUUCGAUCAAAUGCACCAGCGACACAGGAGAUCACCGCAGAACGGGAAGCACGGCAGCGUGGUGGUGUCGGGAAGCAGAACAGAGGGACGGGGAGGUGCACCCGCUCAGCAGUCAGUACGCGGCGAGUACAACCACAACUUGUGGCGAGGCAGAAAUGGCGCCACCGUUGACGCCAAUGCCUACUAUCAGCGUAACUGGGGCGCCGGGCCCAGGCACGACUAUGGCGGUGGCAUUCGCGCCACCAUCCCAUUCGGUCGCCGAUGAUACACCCACUUACAGUUAAAUGCAACAAGAGAGCACAGUGAAGUAUCAUGUUCCUUACAUUACUAAUGAUUGAAAUUGAUAAUAAGUUUAGUUAAAUUGCACCUUUGAUUAUGGAUACGUUCGAGCCAUGUAAAGCCUUAAAUCCAUAAUCAAAGAUUGAACAUAAUAAUAUUUUAAGUGAUUAAUUCUAAAAUAGGGUCCUUAUGUUAUUUAUAUAUUAUAUAAAUGGACAUUGUAAUAUUUCACUCUAUAAACUACGCAGUUAAUAUUAAAACUGAUUUGGAUGGAAGUAGAAUGAUUACUACAGAACAUUCUUCAUUUUUGAUAUCGUUAGAAUUACCUAUCAUCUUUUUUUGAACCUGUAAUCAUUCCCUUAAUUUUCUCUCUUUUAUUAUAAUGUAAUGACAUUUCAAGUCGUUUUAUCCACAAAACUUAUAAAAUAGCCAACUCAAUAAUUCAUGUUGAAUAUUCUAUUUUUUUAACACAGACAAUAUAGUUUCACAUUUCACAAUAAAUAUUAUUUUACAAUGUUUAAUUGAAAUUUGGGAUUAGUGAAUUAAUAUCAUUAUACAUCUGCUCUGAUUAUUAUUUCAAUAUUUGAACUUUGCUCUGUGCCCAUCCAGUAUAGUGGAUUCUGUCUACUAUAAGUCUCAAAUUAUAAUAUUUGGUACCUACAGUAUCAAAUAUAUUUCUUAUAAUAUAUUACUUAUAUUUCUAUAAGUUAUCUCAUUCAAUGAUAUUUUUUAAAUUGUACUAGAAUCAGUAUUUUUAUCAUUAAUUCAUUCUAAUUGUUAUUUCCAUUGCAAUAUUGUCAUCUAUAACUUUUAAAAUAUCAAAAUUUGUUUUCUCUUAUUGACCUACCUACUUUGUCAAUGUUAUACCAAAUAAUUGAUAUAUUUCUCUGUGCAUUGUAAGUUUGUAACUUUGAUUUAUUCAUUACUCUUGCAAUUUUUAUUUUGAGAUAAAAAAGUAAUCAUUUAUAAAUAAAAAAGUUACCCAUCAAUAUUAUAUAAUAUUCUUAUUACAUCGAGAAUAUAAAAAGUCUUGAUUAGAAUAAAUUGUGAUGAUGCAGCUCUAAGUCAAUAAGGAAUUUUGUAAUGAUCAGAUGAAUAGUAUGAUGAAAAUUUAGUGUGGAUAAAAAUCUAUGUAGAACUUACCAAGUAUCAAGGGUGAUUAUUAUUACUCUUCAUUCCAAAUAUUACUAUUAUUCUCAAAUGGAAUUUUAUUUUGUUCUAGGAGGCUUAACUUGUUGACUUUUUAACUUGAUAUUAACUUUUUUUCAUAAGUCUGUUAUAAAUUAUAGUUGUCAAAAGAGUAUUGCAUGUACCAAUUGUAGUAAUAAGAAUUUAUGUAAGUUUUGAAUAAAUAAUGCUUCGACUUAUGCAAGUAA
This is a messenger RNA of Nilaparvata lugens (brown planthopper), 1964 nucleotides long. RefSeq lists its product as uncharacterized. Lineage: Eukaryota; Metazoa; Arthropoda; Insecta; Hemiptera; Delphacidae. The transcript has 3 exons. The coding region runs from base 161 to 574 and encodes 137 amino acids. The record is from RefSeq and is a predicted model, not a curated record.